Messenger RNA from Microplitis mediator, 2350 nucleotides. RefSeq names its product serine/threonine-protein kinase fused (gene fu). The transcript is spliced from 6 exons. The record is from RefSeq and is a predicted model, not a curated record. Gene Ontology annotation, biological process: protein phosphorylation. The coding region runs from base 107 to 2254 and encodes 715 amino acids. Gene Ontology annotation, cellular component: cytoplasm. NCBI's taxonomy places the organism in Eukaryota, Metazoa, Arthropoda, Insecta, Hymenoptera, Braconidae. Gene Ontology annotation, molecular function: protein kinase activity; ATP binding.
GUGUCACUUUUUUCGCAAGAGGGUUAUGUUAUAUAUUAUAUAUAUAGUAAAUAUAAACAAUAAUGUAUUGAAAUAAUAAUUUUGUAAGUAAGUCAUAUAAAUAAGUAUGGAAAAAUAUGAACUAUUGAGCCAAAUUGGCGAGGGUUCAUUUGGUCAAGUGUACAAAGCGAAAACGCGCGGUACUGAUGAAAUUGUCGCUGUCAAAAUAAUACGGAAACGAGGACGUUCCUGUAAAGAAUUGAAAAGUUUGCGCCAAGAAUGCGAGAUCCAGAAGUACUUGAGCCAUCCCAAUAUCGUGCGGAUGAAAGAUUCCUUCGAAACCGUCGACGAGAUCGUCGUGGUAACGGAGUAUGCUGAUAAAGAACUGUAUGAAAUUUUAGGGAAAACUGGACGAUUUAGUGAAGAAUUCGCGCAAAAAAUAAUAUGCGAUCUCGUAUCUGCGCUCUAUUAUCUGCAUUCCAAUCGAGUAUUACACAGGGAUUUGAAACCGCAGAAUGUUUUAUUAGAAUCAAAUGGAAUCGCUAAAUUAUGUGACUUUGGAUUCGCCCGGAUAAUGAGCACCCGAACCCAUGUCUUGACUUCCAUCAAAGGGACUCCUCUAUACAUGGCACCAGAAUUAAUCGAAGAGUGUCCUUAUGAUCAUAACGCCGACCUCUGGUCACUCGGAUGUAUCGCUUACGAAAUGAUUGUCGGCACUCCUCCAUUUCAAACGACGUCAAUUCUCCACUUGGUCAGACUCAUCAGAUUUGAAUCUAUUAAAUGGCCGGAUUUUAUUUCACCAACUUGUCGAAGUUUUUUGCAGGGAUUACUUCAAAAAAUUCCAUCGCAACGUCUGACAUGGCCAGACUUACUCGAGCAUCCGUUCGUAAGAAACCGGAUCCUGAUAAUCGAUAGCCCAUCAUCAUUCACCGCUCCGUUGUCCAGCAGCCAAGCUCACGCGAAGCAGCAGCAAUUCGAGCAUCUGUCCAUGCGCGCACUCGAUAAAUCCCAUACCCUAGACAACCCUGGGUGCGUUUCUCAGCCGAUCUACCCGCUGAUCAAUCGGUUUCAUCCGUUCGUCUCCGCGGACGCUUACACGUCGAGACAAAACGGAACCAGUUCAGGUUCCACUGCGAGCGUUGAUGUCCUGCUGAGUAAUUUAAGCCUGCGCGCUUCACUCCAGAGCGAUUUGCUGUCAGCUGAUCAAUCAGACGAAAUAAAUUGCACGGACAGCGCGUGUCUGAGUCAGCAACAGUUUUUGUCUCUUAGCGACAACAUCAAUAAUAUUUAUGACAAUUUUACUGAGGGAGAGACACCGGUCGAGUAUCGCGAUGGACUAGCCGAGGAUAUUAGCAAAGAAAGCCGCGAUCAAGACCCAGAGACGGACCACGACCUGGACCAAGUAGCGGGUGAUUGUAAUCUUAAAAAACUUCCUGACUGGGAUGCUAAGGCCGUUGACCAGCAUAUAGAGAACGAGGAAUGGCUGGCGUUCCUGCAGCAGUCGAUUGAAGAAGUGAUCGAAGGAGAGAUCACUUCUCUUGUUGAGGAAACCUGCGUUUCUAUUUUUGUUUCUCCAUUGAGAAAUUCCACUGCGAGUAGUCAAGUUGUUGAGUAUAUCGCCUGCUUACUGUCGCUGCCGUUCGUCAUUAAAAUAAAUCCUGAGGAUUUGAUUAAAAUAAAACGGGUUUACUAUGAGGUAAAAGUUGUGCCGAAUUUAAUUUGCGCGAUGAAUAUUAUUUUGCAGAGACUUAAAGAAGUUAAGUCUGAAGAUGACUGCGCUAAAACGGCCUCGAUGCUCUCUCCUGAACAACUGCAGGCACUGGAGUCCGCGAUGCUGGUGCUCUGCAGGCUGGUGCACAGUGAGGAAAAAUUUUUAGUUCAAUUUUGCCAGGCUGUUGAUAUCGUCAAUGGGGUGACGUUGCUCAGAGAACUACUGAGUUUGGAGAAAAGAAAGGUCAGAAUUGUAGCUGAUUCGCUGGCGAUUCUUAAUAAUAUUCUGCGAUUGCUGCCGGCUAAUAUUGAAUUAGUUGAGAAAGUGGUUUUUGGACAGCGGGAGUCACAUGAGCAGCUCAGCAAAUUGUUAACUCAUAGCCAAAUUAUUUUGAGAACGAGAACUUGCACUCUGAUAAGAUUAUUGGGGAGGCUACGGUCUAAAUUUUUUAAACAGAUUUGGGAUAAACAAUUGGAAAGUCUGUUAAGGACGUUAGCUAAUGAUGAUAAUGAGAGCGUUAAAAAUAUCGCGUGCCGAACUAUUGAUGAGCUUGUAAAUUGUUGAUAACAUUUUGAAAGACUGAUUUAUUUUAUGUUUAUAAUUAAUAAUAAUAAUAAAUAUAGAAUUUAUAAAAAUAAAAAUAAUGAGUCUUGAUAAUUA